AAUGAGCAUUGAGCCGCAGCUCUGAACACUACAUAUCCCGUCAUGCCACGCGGCUGGGCGGAAGGAGGUAACCGCGCGGUGUCAUUGGCGGCCGGAAGUGAGGCAGUUGCCAAGGAGACGGGACGCGAGAGCGCGAUGGUUCCGCUAGUGAUGGUUCCGCUAGUGAUGGUUGUGCUGCUGUGGGCCGGUGGGGUUGGGGCUGCGGCCGGGGUGUCUGUCUGUACCUGUGACCUUUCCCCUGGCCUGUGUGACCUCAACUGCUGCUGUGACCCCGACUGUUCCCUCAGUGACCCCACAAAUGUCUUCUCCUUCUGCCUCCCAGGCAGCACCAAGCUACAGAGGUGGAGCUGCCUCUCCAGCUGGCUCAUGUUUCGUAGCAACACCCCAUAUCCCACCUCCAAUAUUGCCCCUCUCACUCCUGGAUCCCCAGCUCUCUUCUGUGUCCUGCCAACUGACUCCACACUGAAUUACUUUAUGAGCCCACAGACAGUCAGUUUGGGGGGUUUCUCAGCAGUAAGUGGCCAGUACAGUGGGGCGUCCUUCUCUCCUGUCUCUGAGAGUAACCCCACUGUUCCUUCCUUCUAUAAGGCGGGGGACCCCAUCUUCACAAUCUCCCCAAGUGGAACAUUGGGGCAACUCAGACAGCCGACAGCAGUAGGACAUUCAAACAUCUGCUCCUUCAGCAACUCUGCAAGGUUCCUACAGAGUGUCACCACCUCUUGCCUCAGAGUCAUAAACAGUGUGAGUGGGAGCUGCCUCACUGACCCCACACUAAGCUCUGAGUACUUCUACAGGAACAUCACAGUUAUUGGGGCCAAUCCAACUGGAACUGUAAGCGCAAGCCAACGUGUCCCCAUAAUUAGUUUGAUGACAGACACCCCAAUACUGCAAGGGAACACCUGUAACAAUGUUGUGGCCCAGGUGAAUUACACGCUGCGCUACAAUGGAACAGGUGAAAUAGUGAGUGUGACAGUCAGUUUCACUCUUAUCAAUGUAAGUGGCCCCAGUGUGUCGUUGGUGCAGAGUUUCGGGGUGCUGUAUGAGUCCGUCUCCUCCGUGACCCCUGGGACUGUGAGAAGUGGGAACCCUGGGUAUCUCGUGGGACUCCCUGUUCUGACUGACGCCGGCCCCCUGUUGGUGCCACGGUCACUAGGAGGUUCCUGCUCUAGUAGCCCCGUGGGAUUUGGGGUGAAUACGCUGAGUGGGUGCACUAUAAGGGCCCAGGGUGCAGAAAGCUGCGGGGAUGUCAGUAACAGAGCCCACUCCUUACUCCUUGGUGCCAACGUACCCCAGGCUGUGGCUUCUUUUGGGAACGCGGUGGCAAGUCAGAGUGGGCAGUGGGUGCCCAUCAUUUAUCAGAACUGCAGCACUCAGCCCCCCGGAAACUGCACCAGUUGCCCCCUGCCAGUGUCACUCACUAUCCAAAUCCUGCACGCGAGUGUGGGGCAACUCUCCAACCCACAGUCUCAGGUACUGGGAGUCCGAUUCCACUACAGCUGCCAACUGGUCCAGUGCCAAGAUACCACCAUUCUACAAACCCAGGUCACUUUCAGUGAUGUGACUCAGCGUGGGCCUCCUCCUCGCUCUUCUGCCCCGGGGCACCUGCACCAUUGGGCUUCAGGGGCAAAUAAAGGCUCCCUCCUGGCCCUGGUACUUGUGGGCUAUUUGCUGCAACUAUAGGCCACGCCCCUGUAAUUUCUGCUUGUCCUGCAGGAGCCAAGGGACUCUAGAAGACUGGGGUUGCUCCAGGCGUAAGAAAGGGGUGGGCCAAGUGUAUGAAAGAGGCGGGGCCAGACUGGACCAUGGAAUGUAGAAGACAGAUUACCCACAAGCCACAGCGCCCACAUUUUUCUAUAAAGACUGAGAUGUUUUUCACAAAAUUAAUUUGAUAUUUUUGUACCUAAUAAAUCCCACGAGAAAUGUGA
Molecule: messenger RNA, 1925 nt
Organism: Xenopus laevis (African clawed frog)
Lineage: Eukaryota; Metazoa; Chordata; Amphibia; Anura; Pipidae
Gene: tctn3.L
Product: tectonic family member 3 L homeolog
Exons: 14
Coding region: 43-1680 (545 amino acids)
Biological process (GO): cilium assembly; smoothened signaling pathway
Source: RefSeq, a predicted model, not a curated record